UCCUUUCAAUUUCACCUCUCAAUUUUUACGGACGCCAUGCUUCGCCGAUCAUCAUGCUGCUCGUCUCCUGCCAAAAUCAAUUCCAUGCUAGGUCGUGUGGUCGAAUCACAUAACAAACGAUAUGAGGUUGUGCGUGAAGCAAAAUACGACCCAUGAGCUAUAAGAUCUUACAGAAAACCAUCGAACAGGAUUCUAUAACAACCAAAAGAAUUUGAAAAGAAAAGAGGAAAAAAUUGCAACUAUGACAGGUGUAGAAAAUAUGAAGAAGAAGCUUGGGAUUUUGUUCGAUGCUGACGGGCCUCAAGAUCCUUGUGCUUCUUACAAGGUUUCGGCUGGUGGAACAUUGAACUUACUGAGUAGAUCAUGUGGAGAAUACAACAUCAAUGAACUUGGUUUACAAAAGAGAACUUCAGCAGGCAUGGAAGAUGAUGAUAGCAAUGAGAAGACAUAUCAGUGUGCCUCACGUGAGAUGUGCAUAUUUGGUACAAUUGGGUGUGGUGCUAGUAGUGUUGUAUGCAAGGCGAUCCAUAUACCAACUCAUCGAAUCUUAGCGCUGAAGAAAAUAAAUAUUUUUGAGAAGGAAAAAAGGCAACAAUUGUUAAAUGAGAUACGGACAUUAUGUGAGGCACCUCAUGGGAAUGGCUUAGUAGAAUUUCAUGGUGCUUUUUACACUCCUGCAUCUGGCCAGAUUAGCAUUGCUUUGGAGUACAUGGAUGGAGGCUCCCUUGCAGAUAUUUUGCGAGCCAAGAAGUCCAUACCUGAGCCGAUUCUUUCUGUUAUCACACAUAAACUCUUGCAUGGAUUGAACUUUCUACAUGGAGUUAGACAUCUAGUCCAUAGAGAUAUAAAACCCGCCAAUCUGCUCAUAAAUCUCAACGGGGAACCAAAAAUCACAGAUUUUGGUAUCAGUGCUGGUUUGGAGAACUCUGUUGCAAUGUGUGCUACAUUUGUAGGUACCGUCACAUACAUGUCACCAGAGAGAAUCAACAACGAAUACUAUUCUUACCCAGCAGAUAUUUGGAGCCUGGGAUUGUCAAUUUUUGAAUGUGGUACAGGACAAUUCCCUUAUAGUGCAAGCAAGGGACCUGUGAAUCUCAUGCUACAGGUCAUAUAUGAUCCAUCUCCUUCACCUUCACGAGAUCACUUUUCAGAGGAGUUCUGUUCCUUUGUUGAUAUUUGCCUACAGAAGAAUGCAGAUGCCAGGCCAACAGCAGAACAGCUGUUAUCACACCCCUUUAUUAAAAAAUAUGAAAAUGCAGGAGUUGAUUUAUCAGCAUUUGCACAAAGUAUUUUUGAUCCUGUUGAGCGUCUCAAGGAUUUAGCUGAUAUGCUUACUGUACACUAUUACAUGCUUUUUGAUGGUCCUGAUGAUCAAUGGCAUCAUACAAAGACUUUGUACCGCGAGAAUUCUUCUUUCAGCUUUACUAACCAGGUAGUGGUUGGAGCUAAUGAUAUUUUUACUACUCUAUCAACAAUACAUAGCAUGCUCGCAGGAGAUUGCCCAGAUGAAAGGCUUGUUCAUAUAGUUGAAAACCUUCAGUGUUGUGCGUACGGUCAACAUGGUAUUGUAAUACGUGUAUCUGGGUCAUUUGUUCUGGGAAGCCAAUUUAUACCUACUGGGGAUGGUGUGCAAGUUGAGGGUCUUCCACAAUAUUCUUCAUCAGUCUUGGCAUCACAAAGGAUGGGAACCUUUAAUGAACAAUUCAUCAUGGAACCAAGAGAGAUGAUUGGUUGUUAUUACAUAUUGAAGCAGGAGCUACACAUCCAACAGUGAAAAUACAAGUGAAUGCAUGUAUGCUCCCAAUUCUUUAUCUGCAUUUGUGCAGUGUAUAGAACAGCAUGUGGGUAAUCGUGGAGUUUGAAACUUGUGUAAAAAAUAUAGAAACUGAUCUCUGUGUUUCCUCAAAUCUUUGGUUGAGAUCUUUGAUCAUAUCACAUAUUUUAGAGCUACGAAGCAACAGGCCAAGAACUCGAAGCAAGUCUGAGUAGUUGUUGUAAGAAAGAUUUCUUGACAACUUACUAUGUCUCCUUAUGCAUAUUAAAAUUCACAGACUGGGAGCAAUCACAGAUGACAAAGACAGCAUCCACCAGUCUGAUAAAUAGUAGAUAAUUCAGUGACUCUUCGUCUCAAAUCACAAAAAUGUAGGGAAAUUAAUAACAGAAAAAGACCAUAGAUCAGAGAGUUUCCCAGUUCAGAUUAGAACUUAAUAUGUGGCUGGUAAUAAGAGAACAUAAAAUAUCUAGUAAUUUAAAAAAUCAAAAUGAAUUUUAGUCUA
Molecule: messenger RNA, 2276 nt
Organism: Cryptomeria japonica (Japanese cedar)
Lineage: Eukaryota; Viridiplantae; Streptophyta; Pinopsida; Cupressales; Cupressaceae
Product: mitogen-activated protein kinase kinase 3
Exons: 9
Coding region: 242-1774 (510 amino acids)
Biological process (GO): protein phosphorylation; MAPK cascade
Molecular function (GO): MAP kinase kinase activity; ATP binding
Source: RefSeq, a predicted model, not a curated record